AUAAGAUUUUCCUCUUUCUCAAUCUAGUCCCCCGCUGCGGUGAGAGCGCGUUAACGUGGCUGUAAGGCUCCUCCGUUCAGAUCUAUUGAGCUGACGUUCUCUUGAUUUGGAGUGGAGUGGUCCGGUGUCGUGGGAGCUAGGUCAUCGCUCGGUGUCGUGCGGUAUCUCACUUUCCUCUUCUUCCGGCCAAGUGGUUCUUCAGAGUCUUUUCUGGAGGCGCGCCUGUGGUGGUUCCGGUUGCUGUGUGGUUUCCGUCCCGCAACGGUCGACGCGUGUGGUCUCCGGCUUGUUCUGGACUGGGCCGUCUAUGACCUGUGUUUAGACCUCUCCGGCUACCGCUUCUGCGUUGUCUUCAUGUUUAUCGCCGCUCUUGUGCUGUGUAUCACGUGUACCGUGUGGUACUUCUUCCUUUCCGGCUCUUCGGCGGUCUCAGUGGUCACCUCCGCUGUUGUCUCUCCGAAGAGACUCUGUAGAGCUCCCAUCGGUUCUCGGUGUGAGCGCGAGGCAAGGUGUCGGACUUCUGUUUGAGUCUCGCAGUUCGGCAUCCUUGAAGGAGACUCGUAUGCUGAUCAGCCAUCUCAGCUCCAUUGUCGGGUCUCUUGGGCUCCAUUGGAGGGCUGUUCUAUCUCUAUAUUGCAGGUUUGGGCGAGCAGCUCAGGAUGUGGCUCUCAUCACUCCCCGUCUUCUUGCAGCUCGCACUUUGUUCUGAAGCCGAGUGUAAUAAGUGUGACAUUGGUAGUCUUGUGGCGUCAAGCCGGAUAGCGCUCAAGUCUGCUUGAUGCAAGUGGAGGUGUUUAGCUCGGGUUUCAGUCUCCUCUACCGGUGGUGGUUGGCGGAUAUGGUUCCCUCGGUUGGUCAUUGCAAAGCUGCGUGUGGUCGGAGUCAAUCAAUUGGAGUAGCGCUUUGGGCAAACCAAUAUCUACCGAACGUGGUCUCAUGUAUUAUCAAAGACUCCGAAUCCAUUUGGCAAUGCUUCAGUCUCGGCCAAUAUUUCCUUCUGCUAGUGUCUUGUGUGCUUGUGUUAAUUGUUUAAGUCCCACCAUUGUUGCUUGUUCUUUCUCCUUGGUGUUUAGAUUUUUUCUUUUUUAUCUGCUACUAGUACUCUAUGUAACUGCUGUCAAAAUUCUAAAACUUUGGUAUAAAAUUUAACAUUUAGACCCAAAAAAAAAGUGUUUUGUUAGCAGGAUCAACAUUAAAUAUGUAAUCUUGACCAUUGUUUGUUUUUUUUUGACGUAUAAGAAGAACAAUGUUAAACACUAACAGUAUGAGUGUUCGCCCUAGAAAAAUUCUCUCUGGCCCGAUUCCCAAGGUGCGCCGCUCAGAUGAAUCUCCUCCGCUCCAACGCCGCCGUUCUUUCCCCUUCCCUCUGAAGCAGCUCCUCUCCCUCUCCAUGGUCCUGAUGGUGACUCCUUUUCCGUCACGGUUCAGACCUCCUCCAGAUCCACCUCCUACAGAUCUGCCGCCGUGGUCGCUGUGUAAGUCUCGUCCGUUUAAAGCUCGCUUCCUCAUCGUCCCUCCAGAACCUCCAGAACCCCCAGACGUUCCCCUUCUCCUCGCUCCUCUCCUUCAAACCCUCGAAUCCUCCAUCAAUCCCGUCGUCUUCCUCCCCCGUUGCACCUCUCCGGUUCCUGUUGCUGUAGCUUCUCCUCUGAGGUUCUUUGCAUCGACCAUUGGUUUAACCGGGACUGUUUUCGUGUCAUUUGGAGUGUGUGUUUCUACUGCUUGGUGCAGAUUUCAGCACAGUUCCUCUUUUCAGCUCGAGCCACAGUUUAUCUUUGCAGAAACCUCCUCUCUCUUAGUCAAGCUUUCAAAAGGGACUGAUGCUUCUAAAAAUGGAGGUCUUGGAUGGUGUAUCCAUGGUAUGGAUGAAGCCCAUGACUCUCAAAGCUCUGCUAGGAUACUAUAUGUGGUCUCAACCCUUGCAGCCGAAGCUUUGAUGUCGCAGGUGGUCCUUCCUUCAGCAUCAUCUGCUGGAUUUUCAAAGCUUCAAGAAAUCUGGGACUCUAUUGUGUUCUUCUCUGCCCUGCAUUCAGGGAUGGAUUUAAACGAGAUCGCAGGUUGUCUCCUUACAAACCUUGCCACUCUCUUCAGUCCUCUAUCAUUUAACUUUUAUCAGUGCACAGCAUUACAUUUGACUGUUGCAAUUGCUAUGUGUGUUUUCUUCAGACUAUGUUCCUCUAUUACUCUAUUUUGAGAUAUGAAUGAAAGAAAUGUUUGACAAAAAAAAAAAAAAACACUAACAGUAUUGUGUAGUUUCUCAUGAUAAUUUUAGUUACUGAGAAUGCCCUGUUCUGAUCACUUUGUUUUGAAUUAGGGAGGAUGAGCUCAUGGGAACUACUUCACUGAACGUGACAACCAAGUAUCUCCAACUCUGUUGCGUAAGGGAGCUGAAGGGAACUGUUAAUCUAAUCUAUUAAAAGGAAAUUACAUUUUGUACAUAGCCCUGAAUUUUCCUCAAUAUUUACUUUCUUACUAGGUGUCUUCCUGCACCAUGUACAGUAAAAAAGUUUUAAUUUUUUU
Messenger RNA from Brassica napus (rape), 2520 nucleotides. RefSeq lists its product as uncharacterized. The transcript is spliced from 2 exons. The coding region runs from base 1247 to 2194 and encodes 315 amino acids. Lineage: Eukaryota; Viridiplantae; Streptophyta; Magnoliopsida; Brassicales; Brassicaceae. The record is from RefSeq and is a predicted model, not a curated record.